This is a messenger RNA of Mastomys coucha (southern multimammate mouse), 2222 nucleotides long. It is a transcript of the gene Ppcdc, whose product is annotated as phosphopantothenoylcysteine decarboxylase. The transcript has 7 exons. Lineage: Eukaryota; Metazoa; Chordata; Mammalia; Rodentia; Muridae. Gene Ontology annotation, molecular function: phosphopantothenoylcysteine decarboxylase activity; FMN binding. Gene Ontology annotation, biological process: coenzyme A biosynthetic process. Gene Ontology annotation, cellular component: phosphopantothenoylcysteine decarboxylase complex. The coding region runs from base 638 to 1252 and encodes 204 amino acids. The record is from RefSeq and is a predicted model, not a curated record.
UUCUACCCUGUAAGUCCCGCCCUCAUAUUCAGGUCCUCAGGCUUGGCUGCAAGCUGCCUUACUAAACCAGCUUGCCUCAAAUUGUAUUUUGAAGUAAUAAUUGAGAGAAAGGAGAACGGUGGGAGUGUUUAGAUGCUUAAACCCUAAACUUGCCGAGUGGCAUUUAAAAAUUAAGAGUUAGGGCAGUUUUUGUCAGAAAAAAAUUUCGCCAUCACCGACGUUUGGAAUAUUGGAAGCCAGUACUAGAUAACGGGUAGGAGAGAUCCCCAGCUUCAGGAAGGGAUGUGUGUUUGGGAGCUGGGGUCUUCUGCUUCUCUCUAGCAGUUGGGGACCAGCAGGACUGUCAUGUAUCUUCCUGACAUGUGCCCUCAAGAGGUGUACAAAUGAAACGGCUGCAGCUUUAGAGUCAAACAUGCCUAUUUCCGCUUUGAGAGAAGUCCAUUAGAAUGCCAAGCCUUUUGACUGCACCCAGCAUUCCUUACGUGCAGUGCAGUCACACUUUCUUGGCUACAUUCCUGCCCAUUUUGUUACUGGACUAUUCUGUUCUUGUAUCAUUUGACUGAAGAAGGACAACAGGGUUGAAGUUUGAGGACUGACAGAUUCUGAACCCAGGCUUCCUCAGCCCCCAGGAAGCCUCAUGGAACCAAAGGCCCCAUGCCCAGCUGCCGUACCCUCAGUGGAGAGGAAGUUCCAUGUUCUUGUGGGUGUCACUGGAAGCGUUGCUGCUCUGAAGCUGCCCCUUCUGGUAUCAAAGCUUUUGGACAUUCCUGGGCUGGAAGUCACAGUGGUAACAACGGAGAGAGCCAAACAUUUCUACAGCCCUCAGGAUGUCCCUGUCCCCCUCUACAGUGACGCUGAUGAAUGGGAGAUGUGGAAGCGCCGUUCUGACCCGGUUCUCCACAUUGACCUGCGGAGGUGGGCUGACCUCAUGCUAGUGGCUCCCCUCGAUGCCAACACUCUGGGGAAGGUGGCCAGCGGCAUCUGUGACAAUUUACUUACCUGUGUCAUCCGGGCCUGGGACCUCAACAAGCCCCUGCUCUUCUGCCCUGCCAUGAACACUGCCAUGUGGGAGCACCCUCUCACUGCCCAGCAGCUGGGCCAGCUCAAGGCCUUUGGCUACGUGGAGAUUCCCUGCGUGAGCAAGAAGCUGGUGUGUGGAGACCACGGUCGAGGAGCCAUGGCUGAAGUGGAGACCAUUGUGGCUAAGGUGCAGGACGUGCUUUCCCAGCAUGGUAGCGUCCAGCAGAGUUGACCUGGGAUUUCAGCCGUGAUGCCCCUGCACCCAGCCGAGUUCAGCCUGAGCUGUUGAAGAAGGAUAUCAGCACAGUAUAAAGAGCUUGUGCUUGCUGACGAGGGGCUAGCCUGUACCUUCUUGGAAUUUCUCUUCAGUCUAACCCUCUUCAAGCGACACAGAACCACAGACCCAGGUCCUACCUUCUUUCAACCAGGAAAUACCUGCUUCUUGGAGGCACUCCCAUUUCUUUCUGGGAUAGCCCUAAUAGACGAGGCAAGCACACUGCUCACUGGAAGGGUAAUCGAAUGACUGAGGGACCUUUUGCCUGGGAAUUGCUUUUCAGCACACCAUGGCUGAAACUGGGCAUGGAGGCUCACAUCUGAAAUCCUAGCACUCAGAAGGCUGAGGCGGGAUAGCUACAACUUUGAAGUUGGCUUGUGCUGCAUAUUGAGCCAAGCCUGUGAGUGUGAUAGCCUAUUUCAAAGCAUCCUGUCUGUGGCCUCAGAGGUCAGGGGCAUGGCCAUGUGAGGCCAGAGAAGCUUCCAGCCUGACGACUGACUGACUGACUGACUGACCAGCAUGCCCACAUUCCUGUUCAGUCUCAAAGCUGACAGCUCAGAUUCAAUAAGAUUCUCAAUCCUUCUAUUUUCCUGCUCCGGACCUUGACUGACCGUAAGAGAGCUGCUGAGAAGAUUAAGUGAAGUAUAUGUGAAAAGUGCAUUGGUCUCUUACACCCCCAGGGGAUACAAGCAUGGUUCCCAGCAGAUGCCUGAAGCCAAAACUCUAUACAUUAUAUAAGCUUCCUUUACAUAAACUGUGACAAAUUUUAUUUUAUAAAUUAGGCCCAGUAAGAGAUCAGCAACAAUAACAAAAUAGAACAGUUAUUCACUUUGUUCUGUAAUAAAUUAUUUUCCAUGCUGAAAAAAAAUAGAACAAGCCAGGCAAUGGUGGUGCACGCUCAAAAAACCAAAAAAAAAAGAAAAAAAAA